Epithele typhae is the source of this 2964-nucleotide messenger RNA. RefSeq names its product cytochrome P450. The record is from RefSeq and is a predicted model, not a curated record. The transcript is spliced from 19 exons. The coding region runs from base 1 to 2964 and encodes 987 amino acids. Gene Ontology annotation, molecular function: oxidoreductase activity, acting on paired donors, with incorporation or reduction of molecular oxygen; monooxygenase activity; iron ion binding. Lineage: Eukaryota; Fungi; Basidiomycota; Agaricomycetes; Polyporales; Epitheliaceae.
AUGUCUCUCCCAAUUCCACUCGCCAUUUCACUUGUACUUGCGGCAUUGGUCGUCGCUGCUCUCCAACGCAAGAAACGCUCUAUCUCCCUUCCUCUACCCCCUGGACCUCGUCCACUUCCGCUCAUAGGCAACGCCCUCGACAUGCCCAAGUCGGAGAUGCCCGAGACGUUUCGCGACAUGUGCAUGAAAUACGGCGAUGUCGUGCAUUUGGAUGUCCUUGGACAGCCCAUGAUCAUCCUCGGCUCUCACGAGGCCGCCGUCGACUUGCUAGAGAAGCGUUCGGCGAACUAUUCGGACAGGUCGCCGUCGCCAAUGGUGCAAAUACAGCGCUGGUUUUCCGGGACAUUGACCGUGCAGGGGUACGGUCCUUGGUGGCGCCGUCACCGUCGUGCCAUGCACCAGUACUUCAAUCCGAACGCCGUGGCGCAGUACGCGGCCUCCCAGAAGCUUGAGGCGCACCGCUUCGCCCGCCGUCUGAUCGAUACCCCGGAGGACUUCCUCCACCACAUCAGACAUUAUUUUGGGUCCUCGGUGAUGCGAGUGACGUACGGUAUUGAAGUCGACGAGGACGAGACCGACUAUCUCACGAUGGCGGAAAACGUCGUCGCCAUAUUCUCGUCUGUCUUCAAGCCCGGCAAGUACCUCGUGGAGGUUUUCCCGGUGCUUCGGCACCUGCCGUCAUGGAUGCCUGGUGCCGGGUUCAAGCGAGAUGGGGCGUCUGGACCAAGGCCGUCGAACAGCUUUUCACCGUUCCUUGGGAAGCAACGAAAGAUGCGAUGGUCCGUGCAUCGCAAAGGCACGGCACGUCCAUCUAUGGCGAUGGGACUCAUGGAACGCAUGAACAACAUGCCGUCCCCUGACGCCGCGGAGGAGGAAGUUGGCCGGAACGCAUCCGCGGUUGCAUACGCUGCAGGAGCGGACACUGCUUUCUUCAUGGCGAUGACGUUAUACCCCGAGGUACAGAAGAAGGCGCAGGCGGAACUCAUGUCCGUCGUGGGCCCCCACCGCCUACCCGAGAAGGAAGACGGGCCGUCGCUGCCCUACAUCCAGGCAGUGAUCAAGGAAAGACGACGAAUACCGCGGUACUUCAUCCCGAAGGGCGCUCUCAUCAUCGCCAAUAUCUGGGCCUACUCACGCGAUGAGAAGGUCUACCCCGACCCGGAGCGGUUCAUGCCAGAGCGGUUCUUGAAGGACGGGAAGCUGGACCCCAGCGUGCGCGAUCCCUCCACGAUUGCGUUUGGGUACGGCCGGCGCAUCUGCCCUGGCAUGCACUUCGCAGAGACGUCGCUCUUCAUGGUCGUUGCGACCGUCCUGCACACUCUGAAUAUCACCGCUCCCAUAGAUGCCAAUGGCAUGCCCGUCUUCCCCUCUGGAAAGAUGACUCAAGGGGUGUUAGCGUAUCCCGAGCCGUUCGGAUGCGAGAUCAAGUCCACCUCCGCCGAGCGUGAGGCUCUCAUCCGCGCGAGCUGCAUCGAACUCAAUGGAGACAUCAAACAGACGCCUGCUAGUGAAAUCUCCGCAGACCGUCACAAGCGCCUGGUUCCCUGGCUCUCUCCGCAACAUCCACCACUAUGCGCCUGGAGGACCUUCAGCUACCGGCGAAGACAGAGUAGCAAGCUUCCGCUUCCUCCAGGGCCUCCAGGACGUUUUAUCUUUGGUAACACGAAGGACAUGCCUCAGAAGAACCGCGUGGAGGUGUUGACCCGCUUCAACGCAGAAUACGGUACACUCUCAUUGGCACUCUUCUUCCAAAAGAAGCUCAUAUGUCUCACAGGGCCUCUGCUCUACCUCAAUAUGUUCGGCAACCACCUCCUCAUCCUUGGCUCGCACUCUGUCGCAGUUGACCUCCUCGAUAAGCGCUCUCGUAUCUACGCCGACCGCCGUAUCUCGACCAUAGCCGAGCUCGCAGGGUUCACUUGGUUCUUCGCCACGAACCCCUACGGCCCCGCCUGGCGCCGCGCCCGCCGCAUGUUCCACGAAUGCAUGCACGGCCGCGCAGUCGAACCCUACCGCCCCAUCCAGGAACGCGAGGUGCGGCGAUACCUCCACCGCCUGCUCGAGGACCCGUCCGAGUGGAAAGACCACGCCCGCCACAUGUUCAGCGCGUCGAUCAUCCGCGUCGCCUACGGGCUCGACGUGCACGCGCCGGGGAACGACAAGUACGUGCGCAUCGCCGCGGACGCGCAGCAGUCGUUCGACGACGCGUUCCGGUUCGGGAACCACCCCGUCGCGAUGCUCCCCUGGCUCCGCUUCCUGCCCGCGUGGCUCCCCGGGGCGGCUUCAAGUACAAGCGGACCAGUGGCGCGCGCGAGCGCACGCUCAGCGGGACGUCGCGUGGGAUGCCGCGAAGGCGGCGAUGGUGUGCAGGAAGAGGGAAAGGUGACGGAGUCCAUGAUGACCACCUUGACGGCGCGUUUUGAGGAGCCGGACGACGAGGUGUACGCAAAGGGCGCGGCUGCGUCUGCCUACGCCGGGGGUUCAGAGACGACUCUCGCGACGCUGCAGAUGUUCUUUAUGGCAAUGGCGCACAACGUCGAGGCGCAGGAGCGCGCGCAAGCGAGCUCGACGCCGUCAUCGGCCCCGAUCGCUUUCCUUCGUCGACGGACCGCGAGCAGCUGCCAUACGUUUCCGCCUGCUCAAGAGGUCAUGCGAUGGAAGCCGUGGUCCCUCUGGGUGUUGCUCAUCGCUCAACAGAGGCGAACGAUACAACGGCUACCGCAUCCCCAACGAAUGCGCGGUCUUGUGGAACGUCUAGACGGCAAGCUGAACCCCGAUGUGCUCGAUCCGGUUUCAUACAUCUUCGGCUACGGGCGAAGGAUUUGCCCCGGGAUGCACUUUGCGGAGAUGCAGAUCUUCACGGUGAUCUCGAGCGUCCUCCACACGCUGUCGAUAUCGCUCCCGCCAGGACCCAAGCCGGAACCGAAAGGCACUCGUGCGCACGGCGUGGCGGCACUGGAUGCGUAA